This is a messenger RNA of Xiphias gladius (swordfish), 1119 nucleotides long. It is a transcript of the gene rgs5b, whose product is annotated as regulator of G protein signaling 5b. Bases 99 to 635 code for a protein of 178 amino acids. The record is from RefSeq and is a predicted model, not a curated record. NCBI's taxonomy places the organism in Eukaryota, Metazoa, Chordata, Actinopteri, Istiophoriformes, Xiphiidae. The transcript is spliced from 5 exons.
CUCCCUUUCAACAAGGAAGACAGCUCUGUCAUAUAUAUUUCACAAACACUUGUGGAAAUCUUUGGAAUCUUCACCCACGAGCGGGAGAACACUUCAUCAUGUGCAGAGGACGCGAAUUACUGCCCAUCACCUGCCUGGAGAGGGCAAAAGAGCUGAAAGCUUUGUUUGGAAGUUUACUACAGAAGUCAGAUCACACCAUCACUGGGCAGCUAAAGAAAAAUGACAAACUGAGGUUAAAUGUCAAUGAGCCUCUGAAAUGGAAGGAGUCGUUUGAGAAACUAAUCUGCAGCCAAAAUGGACUGUGCCUGUUCAGAGCCUUCCUCGUCUCAGAGUUCAGUGAGGAAAACAUUGCCUUCUACUUGGCUUGUGAGGACUACCGGGCAACAAAACCCUCAAAACUGGCCACUAAGGCUAAGAAAAUCUACGACGAGUUUAUCGAAUGUGAUGCACCACAUGAGGUAAAUCUGGACCAUGUGACCAAAGCCAUCACAAAGGAGAACAUGGAACAUCCCAGCCUGUCCUGUUUUGCCCUGGCCCAGGCCAAAAUCUACACCCUGAUGGAAAAGGACUGCUACCCUCGCUUCCUCAGGUCUUCCACAUACCUGGAGCUCAGCAGAAAGAGCAAGACUGGCUAAGAGACUUUGCCUACUGAAAACUUUCGUGCAAUCAUCAGACAUGAUGUGAAAACUCCGCAAAGCAACAUAAGCUCACUGACGCUCAGCAGAGACUGGAAAGGUUCAGAUGGAACAAAUACCUCAGUCCAAGGAGUUUCAAGCCGUUUUCGUGCAGAGUUAUUUCGAAAAUCGGAGGUUCCACACAGAUCAGAGUUGGAGCUGGAAGCUAAAGAACAAUGUGGCUGUGAGAAGAGACUGACACAGACUGAGCCGCAGGCUGCAUGAAGAGCAGCCACAGUGGCAUUAAGUAUGAAAUGCAGAGAGAUAGAAAAGAUUUUCCCACAAUCAGGCAACAAAACAACUGCUGGGAGAGAUGUUUGGUCUUCUCUGUAGCACUAAUGUUUAUUUAUUCUUUAUUUAUAAUAAGUUAAUUUUUAUUAUGUGAAUGUUUGCCGUGCAAUUGGUUGGUGAAAACUGAUUUGUAUUUUCUAUGAUUUUUAUUUGA